Messenger RNA from Vitis riparia (riverbank grape), 870 nucleotides. RefSeq names its product pathogen-related protein. The record is from RefSeq and is a predicted model, not a curated record. The transcript has 4 exons. The coding region runs from base 28 to 738 and encodes 236 amino acids. Lineage: Eukaryota; Viridiplantae; Streptophyta; Magnoliopsida; Vitales; Vitaceae.
CUCCACAAAUUCAAAGAAGGUGUGAAGAUGGGUAGUGGUGGAGAGGGUUCAGUGAGGGAUGCAGCAGAUAAGUAUAGGUCUCUAUUGCAGGAUGAAGUAGAGAAGAACACCCAUUGGAGGCAUGGUGGCCCUCCCACCUAUGAUUCUGUUAACCAGCUCUUUGAAGAAGGCAGAACCAAGGAAUGGCCAAAAGGGUCACUAGAGGAGACAGUUCAAAACGCUGUCAAGUCAUGGGAGAUGGAACUCUCCCACAAGACUCUUUUACGAGACUUCAGAACCAUAAACCCUGAAAAAUUCAAGCUGAUAGUCAACGGAAGAGAAGGAUUAUCAGGAGAGGAGACACUUAAGCUUGGAAGCUACAACGCCCUGCUGAAAAGCUCUCUGCCAGAGGAGUUGAAGUACUACAAAGCAGAAGAAGAGAGCUUCGAAUCAUCACAUGAUGCAUUCAGAUCCGCUUUUCCUCGUGGGUUUGCAUGGGAAGUGAUCAGUGUGUACUCAGGACCACCGGAGAUUGCCUACAAGUUCAGGCACUGGGGUUUCUUUGAGGGUCCCUUCAAGGGACAUGCACCCACCGGAGAGAUGGCUCAGUUCUAUGGGCUUGGAAUUCUCAAGGUGGAUGAAUCAUUGAAGGUGGAAGAAGCAGAAAUUUACUAUGAUCCAGCAGAGCUGUUUGGAGGCUUACUCAAGGGACCGCCCAUCUCUGCACCAUCUUCUCAUGCCUGCCCAUUCUCCCACUAAAAUGGGGGUGUUCUUUUCUUUUCUCAAGCAUUUUCCUCCGUGUGUUUGGAUUAUUGUAUCUCCAGCUUAAGUUUAAUGUAAUUUGCAUUUUCCUUUGUUCUUAAUAAAGAGGCAUCACAAGAUUAGUGGCCA